UGCUGGUAAAGAAGCACCACAGUCAGACAGUCUGCCCUCUGGACCACCAUCUGAUUCUGAGCCUCAACACAAACAGGAAGUAGAGGGAGUACAGUCCUCCGUCAGAGCUCAUGCAGCUGUGAAGAAGAGGAAGAGGAAAAUGGGAAUGUACAACCUUGUUCCCAAAAAGAAGAGUAAAGCUGUCAAACAACAGAAAGAGGAGCCUAAAGCCAGUGAGAUGAUGAGCAAGACAACGGGGGACAACUCUGGGGCUCAGCCUCAGACUGAGGAAGCUGCAGAACAGGCCGAGUGCAAAAAGGAGGAGCCUCUGGUGGAGGGAGCUGAGUCUGUAGAAUAUACAGAGCUGGCUUUGGACUGCCUGGACCUGAGAGCUCAGGAGGAGCUGCUCUCACCUCCUCUUUCAGGAGAUGCUGAGGGGGAUGACAUGGCUGAGGAGUUACCUCUGUGCUGCUGUCGCAUGGAGACUCCUAACAGAGGAGGGAGUCUGUCCACAGUGGGUCAAACCUGCAUGGCCAUGGACAGCUCAGAUGGAAUGCUGAGUCAUUGCCAGAGGCCGGUGAUAAAGCAGGAAAUGAUGCGACCCUCGAACAUGGUCCAGCUGCUAGUCCUGUGUGAGGACCACCGAGCCAGCAUGGUCAAACACCAAUGCUGUCCUGGCUGUGGAGUGUUCUGCAGGGUGGGCUCCUUCAUGGAGUGUAGGCCAUAUGGAAGCAUUUCCCACCGUUUUCACCGUGAAUGUGCCUCCAUCUUGAAGGAUCGCAGGUUUUGCCCACACUGUGGAGAGGACGCUGGCGGGGUGACAGAUGUCAAGGUUUUAAAGCCUGACCCGUCACCCUCUGUACCCAGAUCAAACCCCGGGCCCUCGCUGCCUGUCGUAGCCACGCUGCCGUCAGUUCCAACCACACCAGCUGUGCCUCGAAUACUGAGAGCAAAGAAGAGCAGCGAGCCCCAGAGGAGCAGAGAUCAGAGCUCGAGCAGGCCAAAGGGACAAGGUUCACCUUCUGCAGACAGACUUCCUAAAGAGUCCCUGGAGAGCAUCCUUGUGUCACUGGAUGAUGAGAACCUGAAACUAAAAAAGGUGAAGUUUCCUGCCAGGCAGCUUUAUGUUUCUGCAAAACAAGGAGACCUGCAGCGGGUUAUUCAGCUUUUAGUUGAUGGGAAGGACCCCAACGUUCUAAUGGAUGGCCAGAACAAACGCACCCCACUUCACACAGCAGCUGCAGAGGGUCAUCAGGAGAUCUGCCACAUGUUGGUCCAGGCUGGAGCCAAUCUGGACAUGUUUGAUGACGAGCACAGGACUCCACUGAUGGCAGCCUGUGAAAACAAUCAGCUGAACACAGUUCUGUACCUGCUCAGAGCCGGAGCAGCCGUGGGCCACAAGGAUCUCAGAGGUUUCACCUGUCUGCAUCUGGCAGCUAAACUGGGACAUUAUGACAUCAUCAGCCAUCUGCUCAACAAGGCAUCCAGGCACAUCAACUGUCAGGACGAUGGAGGGUGGACUCCCAUAACCUGGGCCAUUGAGCACAAGCACAAAGAGGUGGUUCACCUGCUGCUGAGCAAAGGAGCUGAUGUCAACCUUAGAGACAAGGAGGAGAACGUCUGCCUGCACUGGGCGGCGCUGUCGGGCUGUGAUGACAUCACCCAGGCUCUGCUGGAGGCUGGCUGUGACCUGAACGCCAUCAAUGUUCACGGUGACACACCUCUUCACAUCAGUGCCAGGGAGAACCACCUGGAGUGUGUGAUGUUGUUCCUGUCUCGUGGGGCUGACGUCACUCUGAGGAACAAGGAGGGGGACACAGCUCUGGACCUCAGCACCUAUGGUUCGAAGGUGUGGACCGCCCUGAACACCAACAAGAAGCUAACAGACGCCAGGAGGGGGCGGGACUGUCAGGGGGAGCGAGUGCUCAGCAGGGAUGUUUCUCGAGGGUACGAGGCUCUUCCUAUCUCUUGUGUUAAUGGAGUUGACAGCGAGCCGUGCCCUGACAACUUUAAAUACAUACCAGACAGCUGUGUCACCUCCCCUCUGAAUAUAGACAAGGACAUCACUCAUCUACAGCACUGCAGCUGUACAGACGACUGCUCAUCCAGCAGCUGCAUCUGUGGCCAGCUCAGCCUUCGAUGUUGGUACGACAGUGAAGGCCGACUGCCACUGGACUUCUGUCACUGGGAGACCCCAGUGCUGUUUGAGUGUAACCAUGCCUGCUCCUGCUGGAGGACCUGCAGGAACAGGGUUGUUCAAAACGGACUCAGAGUCCGACUGCAGCUCUUCAGGACAGAGAGGAUGGGCUGGGGAGUCAGGGCCAUGCAGGAUAUCCCUCAAGGAACAUUCAUCUGCGAAUAUGUUGGAGAGAUCAUCACUGAUGCAGAGGCUGACAAACGAGAGAGUGACUCUUUCCUCUUCACCCUGGACAACAAGGUUGGGGAUGUUCACUGCAUUGAUGCCAGACUCUUCGGCAACAUCGGCCGCUUCAUCAAUCAUCUGUGUGAGCCCAACCUGCUGGCUGUGAGAGUGUUUACCAUGCACCAAGACCUGCGCUUCCCAAGGAUAGCCUUCUUCUCCAGCAGGCCGGUCAGAGCAGGAGACCAGAUAGGGAUCGACUACGGUGACAGCUACUGGAGGGUGAAGAGGAAGUACUUCAGCUGUCAGUGUGGCUCUCUGAAGUGUCGUUACUCUGCCGGCAGCAGGUGAUCUGUCCACCUGCCUGUGUGGAGAACGUUCUGGAACUGACUGAAACCUGAACAGCACACCUCACAGGAGUCCAGUGUGUCAGAGUGCAGCUUUCAGACUGAAACUUGGUGUAGGAACCAAAUGUGAAGUGUUUAACUAUGACUAUAUGGUGUACACAUGUUUCUGUGCUCCUGCCCCAACCAACAUGGAGCUGAGCACACAUUCUGUGUGUGGAACCUGGAGUAACCCUUGUGUUGUGUUCUCAACAUUCAUAUGUGAGGCCCCUGGGGUGGGGUGGAAAAUAACAUCAGGAAUGACAGGAAAUUAUUUUAAAGGAGUGAAAUAUAAUUUCCACAGAUCACGAGCUUUAACUUAUUUAUAGACAAAUAAUGUUUGGCUAGAUGACCUUUAAUAGUUUUGUAAUCUUAACUUUUGUAGAAUUAAAACUGCAAAAUGUCUCAUGAAGAAUGAUUGUUUUUUUUAUAAUCUGGUUAGUUUUUACACACAGAUUUUACCUUCCUUUUUUUUUUUUUUUAGCAAAUAAAACCUUUUAAAGCUUCUGUUUCAGUUAUUUUGUGUUGAUCAGAUGUGAGGGGGCUGGCCUCAUGGUGCUGAGGGUGGACCUGGUUCACAGUAACUCACCUGAAGUCACUUUAAAUGAUCACAGGAGCUGAAAUCAUUAAAUUAAUACUUCAAACUAAA
Molecule: messenger RNA, 3370 nt
Organism: Austrofundulus limnaeus
Lineage: Eukaryota; Metazoa; Chordata; Actinopteri; Cyprinodontiformes; Rivulidae
Gene: ehmt1a
Product: euchromatic histone-lysine N-methyltransferase 1a
Exons: 21
Coding region: 140-2689 (849 amino acids)
Biological process (GO): peptidyl-lysine dimethylation; negative regulation of transcription by RNA polymerase II
Cellular component (GO): chromatin; nucleus
Molecular function (GO): p53 binding; zinc ion binding; histone H3K9 methyltransferase activity
Source: RefSeq, a predicted model, not a curated record